UACAUUCAAAAUUUGUAAAUUCACCAUGACCGUGGCUACAUUAUUGGUAACGGAUGGCAAAUCUUCAAUGGACGACUCAAUGGAUGUGUGUAGCACUAAACUUGUAUCUAACAAUACAGGUCUUAGUGCUGUAAGAAGAAUUUGCAGUCACAAAAUAUGCUGCAUAAUCUUAUUAGUCCCUUUGAUACUACAACUUUAUCUUCUUGUGUGCACAAUCAAGCAACUGGAUAAAGCAUCAGAUUCUGAUUCUAAAGCGUGUUUCAAAUCAGCAAAUUCUAUAUGGAUGCCAUACAAACACGACCGGAAACAAGAUCACACGGAUGUCACACGAUUUUCCUGCUUCGCUUUUGACCACAGGUUAUCCUAUCUUAUAGACUUUCUGGUUGCAGCAAACAAGUCUACGAAUUACAUUCCUGAUCAGACAGAGAGUGCAGAUCGUGUGUGGCCAAAAUACACACGACCUACGACCCAAAUCUUACAUUUCCGUGGACUCGAAGGCUCAAGAAGACAGUCUCAGGAAUUCAGACAAAAGUUAAAUGACAAAAAUGGAGUCAGCGUUUUAGAGAAUGGACAUGUGGAGAUCAAUGAAGACGGUAUCUAUCAUAUUUAUGGUAUUGUAACCUUCGUCCGUACAGAAGGCAACGCAAAACCACUGAAGGACGAGUAUCGCUUAUACCGGAAACGUCAGGAAAAUCGCACAGUCCUUCUAUCUGAGAUAGUCGGACAGAUACAGUAUGGACAUAUAGACUCCUACAAGACAUUGGAUCUAUCUGGAAAUUUCGAAUUAAUGAAGGGGGACAUAUUAUUUCCUGUUAUUAAGAAUAUCUCAUCGGUGUAUGCUUUUACAGCUGCUAACUACUGGGGAGUUUACCAAGUAAUCAACCACAGGGAUAUCUUGUAUGAUAAACACUAUAAUCAUCAAUCACACUAACUGUGAUUAGAAUUAGUGAAACCAAUAAGUUAGAAAUACUUUGUAUGUUCACAAUGGUUACAUUCUAUUUCUAGCACCUUAUGGAUACCUAAUGAAAAUUUUGAGAGAUAUUAAUGAUAUACAGAAACAUCUGUUCGAUGACUCAGAUUUUCUGAUGUUGUUUGAACAAUAAUAGCGUUAUUUCAGUAUUCAGACGUGAACCCACUCGGUUUCAUAUUUCUUACCAACGAUACUUUACAAUAUUUGGAGCAAAUAUCACGAUUAAUAUCGGAAUAUUGUACUUAUAUUACAUGAUAUGUCAUUUGUGAGUGUCCGUAUCUGUCAUCGACAGGAUGCUCUAAUCGACAAGAACAUAAAUAAAGUCAUUAAAA
Molecule: messenger RNA, 1302 nt
Organism: Ylistrum balloti
Lineage: Eukaryota; Metazoa; Mollusca; Bivalvia; Pectinida; Pectinidae
Exons: 3
Coding region: 26-931 (301 amino acids)
Biological process (GO): immune response
Cellular component (GO): membrane
Molecular function (GO): tumor necrosis factor receptor binding
Source: RefSeq, a predicted model, not a curated record